AUGGUAUGCAUCACCUUUGAAGCUCACUKUGAUCUCGGAUCAAGACUAAUUGACUUGCGAACGACAAGGCCUCGAAACACCUGCACGUGCUCAUUUUCAAUCGAUGGAGCGACAUCAGACAUAAGAAGUCACCUGCAACCAAGGCGGUGCAGACAGGAUCUAUUGGACCACGUUGCUGCACUUUAUGCGAGGCGAGACGUAAAUGAUGCGUAUCUGCGCGGCAUCGCCCGUGAUGCAAAGGGACAAACUUGCAGAGCCAGCGUGCGGAAGCAGCGGAGCAGAGACAGCGUCAAGCAAUCUUCAUACAGAGCAUGCAGAUGCGGCGCCGAUGUCGACACUAUUGGCAGGGGAGAAGUCAUGAUGUGCCUUGGCUGCGAAGGCGUCAUCCACCAGGUGGCCAUUGGAGGAGUUGGUCAGACGGUUGUGCUUACGCUCACUAGUGCCUAUAUGAGGGAUGGCUUUUUCCCGUUAAAUUUCCCGUUGUCGCGACGAACCACUCCUCUCAAGACCCGGAACUUUCGCGACCUCGAGCCACGAGCUUCAGGGUACCGAAGGACCCCAGAAAAUAUGGCAUUAGGGCGGCCCGUUAUGCAACAUACCGCUUGA
This is a messenger RNA of Ramularia collo-cygni, 606 nucleotides long. RefSeq lists its product as uncharacterized. The transcript has 6 exons. Bases 1 to 606 code for a protein of 201 amino acids. The record is from RefSeq and is a predicted model, not a curated record. Lineage: Eukaryota; Fungi; Ascomycota; Dothideomycetes; Mycosphaerellales; Mycosphaerellaceae.